AUGGGAAUAAUUAUGUACAUUAAGGCGAUCAAGAUUGAUAUCCAGACAGCCAGCGGCCCGUUUGGAUUUUUUACUACUUUCAAUCGUAAUCUUAACAUCAUCAGGGGCCGUAAUUCCGCCGGCAAAAGUACAAUUGUACAUGCGAUCAUGUACGCUAUUGGCAUGGAAGAAUUACUAGGUGCCCAGAAUGAAAAUGCGCUGACUUACGCCCUAAAAGAUCACCUUGAACAUGAGAACAUCAAACAUGCUAUUCGCUCAUCCAAAGUAACAAUCGAAAUUGAGAACAAAGGCAAAACAAUUACUGCCACUCGAAGUGUGAAAGAAGAAGGACUUAGCACAAAACUUAUACAAAUACAGGAGUGUUCGAGCCUGACCGAGGGACAGACCGCUCCCACUCUCUACAAGUUUCUUCAUGACGGUGGCAGCGCGAAAAUUGAGGAAGGCUUCUACACCUACUUCGAAAAAUUCCUAGACUUGGCAUUGCCUUUGGUACCUAAAACCAAUGGCAAACCUGAAAAACUUUAUUUGCAGUACGUUUUUGCUGCAAUGAUGGUUGAACAAAAACGUGGGUGGACUGACUACAUCGCCAAUCUACCCUACUUCGGGAUCCGGGAUGCACGGAUUAAAAUUGUCGACUUCCUCGUGGGAACUGACGUCUUCGAAACAGAUGCAAAGCGUGACAUCCUGGAUCAGGAGGCAAAGUCAAUCCACGAAGAAUGGCAAAUUUCUUAUCGAACACUUGUCACCGAAACACUAAAGCAAGGCUUGCAAUUUUCUAACAUUUCCAAAAGACCAGAUUCCGACUUUAAGGCCGAACUUGUCGACUUCUACAAAACGACGGAAGGCGUAACUGAAAGCAUUUCGGAGUAUCGAGUACGCAAGGUCAGCGAGCAUGAAAUCAUUGGCCUGAGAUUAACCCAACAGGGUGAAGCGCCAACCCAGGAGUUAACACACUCCAUAGAACAACUCACCAGCGAGCUCGAACGCUUCACAGUCGCUUACGAGACCUGCUUAAGCAACCUUGCAUUGCUGCGUGUUAACACUACCAGCAAUAGGUUAAACACUAAGCAAGCCCGAGACGAACUGACUAAAAACCAAGCCGCGCAAAAGCUCAUAAAAUUCGGAGCUUCGCUCAGUUUGUCCACCGCAGAAAACGCUUGCCCCGCGUGCCAUCAAUCCAUCGGACACUCUCUUGUCGAUCUACAUGAGAGCACUCCUCAUAUGGACAUCGGUACCAACAUUGACUAUCUGAGCGCUCAACUCAGAAUGCUUGAACGCGAGCGAGGCGGCAUCGAUCAGUCGAUUAAGGAAGCGGAAGCACUUAAAGAACAGCUGGCUAAAAAUAUUGCAACAACCAAGUCUGCAAUGAGAGCUUUGCGCUCAGAUCUGACCUCCAACUCUUCCGUAUCUAAAUCAGGCAUCAGACGCCAAUUACAGAUCGAGAUGGAGCUCGAAGAGCUCUCCAAAUUCGAAGCGUACUCUGAUCAAGCACUGGACGCCUUUGAACAACUAGCAAACCGUUUCCACGAGAACCAGAAAAACCGCGCGCAGAUACCCCGAACCCAUUACUCAGAUGCCGACUUCGCCAAGUAUCGGCUAUUCGAAAAAAUGUUUCGCGCAAAUAUCAGUGCCUUCGAUUACCACAGCGCGGCGAUUGAGGACAUCGAGUUCAACAAGGAAAACCUACUGCCGUACUUGGCAAAAAUCGAGCUCAGAGAGAUCAACGAGCGGAGUAUGCCGUCGUCUACACCUGCAGUCUCGACUACUUCAGCAGUUGCCCGAAGUGAUGACACCCCCAAAGGGAAAGGCAAUAUCGCUCGAGAGUCCAGUGCCAGUGACUUUGUCCGUCUCAUAUGGAGCUAUUUGCUCUCCAUCUAUCAGACAUCUGCUCAUCCAACAGUCAACGGAAAUCACUUGGGGAUUUUGCUGCUUGACGAGCCAGGACAGCAUUCGAUGGCCACCAAGAGUCAGCAAGCGUUGUUCCAAUUGCUUUCAUCGGAGACGGGGCUACAGAGCAUCGUGGCGGCCUCUUUU
Mesorhabditis spiculigera is the source of this 2034-nucleotide messenger RNA. The record is from the annotation of a GenBank genome assembly. NCBI's taxonomy places the organism in Eukaryota, Metazoa, Nematoda, Chromadorea, Rhabditida, Rhabditidae.